Molecule: messenger RNA, 2589 nt
Organism: Iphiclides podalirius (scarce swallowtail)
Lineage: Eukaryota; Metazoa; Arthropoda; Insecta; Lepidoptera; Papilionidae
Source: the annotation of a GenBank genome assembly
AUGGGUGGACUACUGUUAAUAAAGCUUUGUUUAAUAAUUAUAUGCAAACCUUUUGUUAUUUGCCAGCAAAUUAAAGGGGAUGGUAUAAUAUUUCAUUACAAUAAUACGUACAUGUACAAUGUACCAUAUGUGGUAUAUGUCAGUAAAAACACUGAGUACAUAAUGGAGUUUGCUGGGGAUCAAGAUGUCUACGAUACUCCAGCCCGCGUUACUGUGGCCAGUGACUUUGCCAACCGCACCUACCCUCUGUUUAUAACGGCAAGACAACAGAAAGGGGUGUUCUCGUGGCAGCUCCCGAUGCUGGUACAGACCCCAGUCAGCCUGGAGCAAUUCACCAACAUCUCCAGGACCCUAUGUCCACACAACAACAUAUUCUCUGAAGAUGAGGACACUUGCGACGUGUCGUCGUUGAACACGCCGAUAGUCCACCUCACGUCUUCCUCCCCCGACCCGAUAAUGGUCACGAUAAUGGUCGAGACCGUCCAGGACUUCUACAUAAAGCUCAACAAGCCGACCAACCUGACCAGCACGCCCAGCCAGCCCAAGUAUUACUUCUACCCCUUCGACCAGGGCCCGAACAGAAUGGUCGAUCUGCGGGCGCAGAGCAUCAAGCGCAAGCACGUUUGCAACAAGGAGCUGGACGAAGCGGAGCGGAGGACCCUGGACAGAUACUUCGUCCAGAGCAACCUGGAGCAGAACUACGGCUGGUUCUCGAGGCCGAAGAGCGUGAUCCUCAUGAUAGAGUCGGACGACGACAUCUGCGCCGUCGUCUCCAUUCAGAACUUCUCGUGCCCGGUCUUCGACAACGAAAGGGAUAUCCUUUACGACGGGUACUACUUGACGAUGACGAGGCGCGGUGGUAUAACAUUGACCCAAGACACGUUCCCGCUGGGCUUCUACAUCGUGUUCAUCGUGAAGACCUCCGACGAGGACUGCACCGCGUCUACUGGCAACGCGUCUAUUCCGCGCGUCGCUCGCCUCCUCGGCUGGGACGAGGCGUUGAGCCCAUCGGGACAGGACUCCCGCCUCAAGGAAUUCCGCUUCAAGAUAAUCCAGACGAUAUCCUACCAGGAGUAUAUGAUAGCGGCUGGUGCCGCAUUGGCGUUCUUCCUCUCCUUCUACGUGGCGUUCAUCAUCGCGGUUCUGUGCCAGAGGAAGAAGAGCAGGGACUCCUCAACGGAGAGCAGUCAGAGUGAAGAAGGCCAGGUGUCUGGCAGUCGGCGGCGGCCUCUGGCGCGGCGGCGUCGCGCCAUCAACGCUUCGGUUGGCACGGCUGGCAGCUCUGGCAACGGCCGCUCCGCUGGCACCACGGACCACAGUUCCAUGUCGGACACAGAGUCUGACGAUUUCGGUGACAACGCUAUACGGGAACAGGGCGACUAUCUGCCAGGGGCUAAACUCUGCGUGGCGAAUCUGUCCAGGUGCCGACCGCGCGUGCUCUCCGCUCGCUCCAAGAUGUAUCUGUGGAACGUCCUCACCGUUGCGGUCUUCUACACCUUACCUGUGGUGCAACUCGUCGUCACCUACCAGCGGUUGUUGAACCAGUCGGGCAACCAGGACCUGUGCUACUUCAACUUCCUGUGCGCCCACCCGCUGAUGGUGCUGUCCGACUUCAACCACGUGUACUCGAACCUGGGCUACGUGCUGCUCGGCGCGCUGUUCCUGGUGCAGGUGUGGCGCCGCCACCAGCGCCACCGCCACCACUCGCCCCACGAGAAGGAGCUGGGCAUCCCGCAGCACUUCGGGCUGCUGUACGCGAUGGGGGUGGCGCUGGUCAGCGAGGGUCUGCUCUCCGCCGCGUACCACGUCUGCCCCAACAGCAUGAACUUCCAGUUCGACACGUCGUUCAUGUACGUGACGGCGGUGCUGUGCAUGGUGAAGAUCUAUCAGUCGCGGCAUCCGGACAUCAACGCGCGCGCCCACGCCACCUUCGGGGUGCUGGCGCUCAUCAUCUUCCUCGGUCUGGUGGGUGUUCUUAACGCCAACUUCUACUUCUGGGUGGCGUUUACGGUGCUCCAUCUCGUCACGUGCCUGGUGAUGACCUUCCAGAUCUACUACCUGGGCAGAUUCCGGCUGGACGGCGCCGUGGUGUGGCGCGCCGCCCGCGAGCUGGUGAGCCGCCCAAGGGCCGCCAUCACGCCGGCCCGCUGCGGCCGCUGCGUGCUGCUGCUGCUGGCCAACCUGGCCAACUGGGCCAUAGCCGCUUACGGGGUAGUUCAACACGGCCGUGACUUCGCAUCGCAUCUGCUUCUGGUGCUGAUGAGCAAUCUGUUCCUGUACACCCUGUUCUACAUCGCCAUGAAACUUCUGCACAGAGAGUCUAUCCGCUGGUACAGCUGGGUAUUCAUCGCGCUCACUUACUCAGUGUGGUUCGGCUCCAGCUACUUCUAUUUGGACCUCAGCACGAACUGGGCGCUGACGCCGGCCGAGUCGCGCCGCAACAACCGCGUGUGCUCGCUCCUGCAGUUGUACGAUUCGCACGACGUGUGGCACUUCCUCUCCUCCACCGCAAUGUUCUUCUCCUUCAACAUGUACCUCACCAUCGACGACAACCUGGCCGCCGUGCCGCGCACCCAGAUCAUGGUCUUC